Molecule: messenger RNA, 1726 nt
Organism: Micromonas commoda
Lineage: Eukaryota; Viridiplantae; Chlorophyta; Mamiellophyceae; Mamiellales; Mamiellaceae
Product: sugar transporter
Exons: 1
Coding region: 1-1521 (506 amino acids)
Biological process (GO): transmembrane transport
Cellular component (GO): membrane
Molecular function (GO): transmembrane transporter activity
Source: RefSeq, a predicted model, not a curated record
AUGCUACGACACGGUCACCGUUACGGUUACCAACCUCGCUCAAGCAUGGAGCCAAACGAUUCUGAGCUGGACGAAUCCGAUUCAGGAGACCGCGUGGGACUGUUGCAGCCGAGGCCCGGGGGUGGGGGAGGCCGGCCGGACCAGGUGGACUGGAGGGCGACUGGCCUCGCGUUCCUUUUCCCCGCCAUCGGCGGAUUGCUCUUUGGGUGGGACAUUGGCACCACAUCCGGCGCGCUCACCUCCAUAAUGGACCCAAACACGUCAGGCGUGGACUGGUAUGCGCUCGACUCGUUCCAGCAGGGGAUGGUCGUGAGCACCUCGCUCGCGGGUGCGCUACUCGCAUCCGCGGCGGCGGCGGUGAAGGUGGGCGACGAGUUCGGGAGUAAAACAGAGCUGCAGCUCGCCGCACUUUUCUAUGGUGCUGGUGCGAUUGUCCAGGGCCUCGCGCCGUCGCUCGGUGUGCUCAUUAUGGGAAGAUUCACAUACGGUUUAGGAAUCGGUUUCGCCAUGCACGCCGCACCGAUGUACAUCGCGGAGACCGCGCCGCCGUCUGUCCGGGGAUUGCUUAUAUCCCUCAAAGAGGGCUUCAUCGUCGGAGGCAUCAUGCUCGGAUACCUGGGCUCGUAUGUCAUCUUCGGCCAGGACGAAGGGUGGAGGAGCUUGCUGUCAACCCCGGCUGUGCCGGCAGCAGUGCUGAUGUUGGGCAUGUCUCGCCUGCCAGACUCUCCGCGCUGGCUUCUGCAGCGCGGUCGCCCCGCCUCAGAGGCGAGGGAAGCACUCGAGCAGGUACGAGGCAAGAAGGCCAACAGAGACAUCGUGGAUGCGGAGAUGGCACGGAUGGUAUCCUCCGACCACCAUGUCGGCGGCAUCAACGAGCUGUUCAGGCGCGAGAACCUGCGGCCCCUGUACAUCGGCAUCUCCGUCGUGCUCUUCCAGCAGAUAACCGGUCAACCCAGCGUGUUGUACUAUGCCGAGCAGGUAUUCAUCAACGCCGGAUACGACCCAGCGGAUGGUGCGGGCGUCGCUGUCAUCCUUGGUUUCUUCAAGCUCCUGAUGACUGGUGUCGCGGUGGCGUUUGUGGACUCUGCAGGGCGACGGCCGUUGCUACUCGGCGGCGUCGGCAUUAUGACACUUUCCGUGUUGACGCUUGCGGUUUGCAGUGAAACAAUGGCCAGCGGAGACGUAGCGGGCACAUCCUUCACUGCGCGCGCUUCAGUUGCUGCCAUCUUUGCGUACGUUGGAGCCUACCAGGUGUCGUUUGGUCCGAUUGCAUGGCUGCUCGUCGGCGAGAUAUUCCCUCAACGGGUCCGCAGCGCAGCUGUUGGCACUGCGACACUUACCAAUUUCUUCUCCAAUUUUCUCGUCUCGCUGUACCUGCCCACCCUUAACGAGAACUUGGGUACCGCAGGAACUUACUAUCUGUUCUCCGUCAUGUCAGUUGUUGCACUGUCUUCCAUCUACCUGACUGUCCCAGAGACGAAGGGGAAGACGCUGGAGGAAAUCGAGGAGAGCCUGAGAUAGAGUUUUCAUCACACCUUGUGUUGCUUUUCCACUCGUGUACGCGCAUCACCGGCGGAGGAUCCUGGCGUCGACUGAGCGUUAGUCUAGCUAGCUUGUUUUCUCGCUCCGGCGCUUCGGCGAAUCGGAAUACAUAGUCUACGGGUAAAUCGUACAUCAAACGGGGUUUUUGAGCUUCACGCGCGCGGCUCAACGCUCCUCUGAAUCG